This is a messenger RNA of Aureobasidium pullulans EXF-150, 449 nucleotides long. RefSeq lists its product as uncharacterized. The record is from RefSeq and is a predicted model, not a curated record. Bases 91 to 363 code for a protein of 90 amino acids. The transcript has a single exon. Lineage: Eukaryota; Fungi; Ascomycota; Dothideomycetes; Dothideales; Saccotheciaceae.
UGAGCGCGCCGAACGCAAGAAGAACGCUGUUCCUCCUCACAUGCGUCGCGCUGCAGCCAAGAAGGAGUAGUUGGACAGUUAUGAUGGGAAAUGAUUAGUUUAAUGAUCCGCUUUGCUUGUUUCUUUUCUGUUUUUCUCGUCUCGCUCGAUACCCAUGAAUAUUACAAUCAGUCUGCUUUUGAAACUCUUCUUCUUCUGUCCUGCUGUGGAAUUAAUAGCUAUCACGAAUUCACAAUGCAAGGCACUUCCGCCCAACCACGAACUUCGAGCGAUAGUGAUGUUUUCACAAGCUCUCAAUGGACAAUCACCGCCAAAAUAUGUCUUGUGUUUGCAUGGUUCGAAUUCAGGACCGCAUGUAGAUAAACCAAGAGUGCUCAUUCUCAACUCUUCUGUCUCUGACCUCUAACUCAAUAUUUCUUCAAUGUUAUAAAAUGCCUCCAGACAUCACU